AUGGCAUCACAGACCAUUGAUGUGGCAGCUCUAGGAAGACCUCUGUAUCCUGGUAUGCUGUAUGACUGCCGCAAGGACACCUUCAUUCCAGGUGUCACUCUGUGGGAUAAGAAGUCACUGACUGAAGAUUUGGACACCCGUCCACAGCCCAUGACAGAUGUGAAGUUCAGUAGCUCCGACUCUCUCUCUAGUAAGUCCAGUCUCCUGGAUGUAAGUGAUUCCCUGAAGGCCAGCUUCUUGGGAGGGCUGGUGGAGGUGGGAGGAUCUGCCAAGUUCCUGCGUGACACCAAAUCCUCAAACCAACAGUCCAGAGUUACAAUGAAUUACAGUGAAACCACAAGAUUUGAUCAGCUCACUAUGACUCAGCUGGGACAGAUCACUUACCCUCAGAUCUUUGACCAGAAAACUGCAACUCAUGUGGUCACUGCUGUACUGUACGGUGCUCAGGCCGUCAUGGUGUUUGAUCGGACAUUUUCAGAAGAUGAAGUUAAGCAGGAGAUUGAGGGAGAACUGAAUGUCAUGGUCAAGAACAUCCCUAAAUUUUCAAUUGAGAGACAAGGAGCUUUACAAAUGACAGAUGCUCAAAAGAAUAUGGCUGAAAGCAUCGCCUGCACAUUUUAUGGUGACGUCCGCCUUGAGCAGAACCCCACCACUUUUUUGGAGGCCCUAGAGGUGUACAAGAAGCUCCCCUCUAUACUGAAGGAGAAGCCAGAUAAUGCAGUUCCAAUAAAAGUCUGGCUCUAUCCUCUUUUUCUACUGGAUAAAAAAGCUUCUCAGUUGAUGAGAGAAAUCACCACACAUCUGGUUUCCAACACUCAAGAUAUAAUAGAGGGGCUGGGAGAAGUACAGAGGACAUGCAACGACCUGUCAAGACAAACUCUGGUAAAUGUUUUCAAUGACAUCAAAGAGAGGCUACAUUCGUUUCAGGGUUCUCUUAACAUUUACAAAAUGGUUCUCCUGAAAGCAGUGGCCAAGGUCUUGCCUGCUAUACGAGGAGGAGAGAUGGAGCAAAAUUCACUGGAAGACAUCCUGAAGAUCCACUACAGCUCCCCCUUUAAUGCUGACAUGCUAAACCAGUGGUUAGAUCAUGCAAAGGCUGAACUUAACAUCUUGAGUUCUCACACCGAGAUGCUGGAGGAAAUCAAUACUGAAGACUCAAACCGUCUCAACACCAUCCUCCUUGAUCCUAAUAUUGAUGUUGUGAUGUGCUUGACCUUCACAUCUCUGAAGUAUGAAGACUCGUAUCUUUCAACCCUGAAGAAGUUUCUGGAAUCUGACGAGUUUAAAGAGCUAGACGUGGGAAUGAAACACAACUCUAGCACGUUAGUAUCAGAAGAGUGGCUCAACAAUCCUGGUGUCAGCUCAAAGAUGAGAGAUAACUUAUCUGUUUUCAGAAGUUCUUCAGAGGCUAAUAAAGAUGAAAAGAGAUAUCGAUUCAUUAUUUCUGCCAUCUCCGAUCCCUCCAGUCCAGGCUCCUCUAUCUAUCUGUAUGAAAAAGGGAAGCUGACAGACACACAGUUCCAGCCCGUGUCGAAGCCUCCCCCAGCAGAAGUGAAGAAGGUCCUGGAGGAUAGUGUGUCCCUGAAACUACAGAAGUCCCCAACUGGAGAAACUGUGCAGUUCAGAGUGGAGUACCAGCAGGUGAAAGCAGAUUCUGGCGCUGAGGAACAGUGGAUUAUAAUAAACACUGCUGAUGAAGACUUUACUCUGACUGGAUUGGAGUCUGGAAAGCAGUACUUGAUCCGCUACAGGAUAGUGGGUAAAGUGGGAGUGAGUGAAGCCAGUGACACUAUCGGCCCCAUACAGUCUUUAGAUUCUCUUCCGCUCACUCUGGAUCUGAACACUGUGAGUAAAUACAUCCGUCUGUCUGAGGAGAACAGAGUGAUUACUAACUCUAUUACGGAGCUUCAGUCGUAUCCUGAUCAUCCAGACAGAUUUGACGUGUGUCUUCAGGUGUUGUGUAGAGAGAGUGUGUGUGGACGCUGUUACUGGGAGAUUGAGUGGAGUGGGAGUGUGUGUAUAUCAGUGUCAUAUAAGAGCAUCAGCAGAAAGGGAUCGGGUGAUGAGUGUGUGUUUGGACGUAAUGAUCAGUCCUGGAGUUUUUUCUGCUCUUCCUCUGGUUACUCAUUCAAACACAAUAACAUAAAGACUAAACUCCCUGUAAAGCCCAUCAGCAGCAGAAUAGGAGUGUGUGUGGAUCCCAGUGCAGGAACUCUGUCCUUCUACAGCGUCAACAGAGACACAAUGAGCCUCAUCCACACAGUCCAGACCACAUUCACUGACACACUCUAUCCUGGGUUUAGGUUUUAUAAAUGGUUUGGGGUUUAUUAUGGAUCAUCAGUGAAACUGUGUUGA
Molecule: messenger RNA, 2355 nt
Organism: Rhinichthys klamathensis goyatoka
Lineage: Eukaryota; Metazoa; Chordata; Actinopteri; Cypriniformes; Leuciscidae
Product: neoverrucotoxin subunit beta-like
Exons: 3
Coding region: 1-2355 (784 amino acids)
Molecular function (GO): protein binding
Source: RefSeq, a predicted model, not a curated record